This is a messenger RNA of Vicia faba (fava bean), 1572 nucleotides long. Lineage: Eukaryota; Viridiplantae; Streptophyta; Magnoliopsida; Fabales; Fabaceae. The record is from the annotation of a GenBank genome assembly.
AUGUACGGAAGAAGAAAAAUGGAGCAAAACAAAGACAAAGAACAAGUUGUAAACAAGAAGCUGGGUGGUUACAGAACCAUGCCUUUUAUCAUAGCAAAUGAGACUUUUGAGAAAGUUGCAACUGUAGGACUUCAUGUGAAUAUGAUUUUGUACCUACUCAAUGAGUAUCAACUAGAACCUUCAACUGCCGCUAUCAUAAUUUUUUUAUGGAAUGCUGUAUCCAAUUUCAUGCCACUUUUUGGUGCUUUUCUUUCUGAUUCUUGUCUUGGACGGUUUCGUGUCAUUGCUUGGGGAACAAUCAUCGACCUUCUUGGAUUAAUUGUGUUAUGGCUAACUGCAAUCAUUAGGCAAGCAAGGCCACCACGUUGCGACGAAAAGCCAUGCACGAGUGCAACCGGAGCACAGUUCUUGUUUCUUUUCUCAUCACUUGCUUUAAUGGCUGUGGGAGCUGGUGGAAUUAGGCCAUGUUCUUUAGCUUUUGCAGCUGAUCAGAUAAACGAUGCGAAAAGUACGAAAAAUGAGAGAGUCAUGAAGAGUUUCUUUAACUGGUAUUAUGUUUCGGUUGGUGUUUCAGUGACGGUUUCUGUGGUGUUCAUAGUGUACAUACAAGUUAAAGCAGGUUGGGUUGUUGGUUUUGGUAUUCCUGUGGGUCUUAUGUUGUUUUCUUGUGUCAUGUUUUUUUUGGGAUCUUUUAUGUAUGUUAAAGUUAAACCAAACAAGAGUUUAUUUGUUGGAUUUGUUCAAGUAAUUGUUGCAUCAUGGAGAAACAGACACAUGACACUGCCUCAAAACAACUCUGGUUUGUGGUAUUUUCAUAAUGGCUCUAUUCUUGUUCAUCCUACGGACAAAGCAAGGUUCUUGAACAAGGCAUGCAUUAUGAAGAACAAAGAAAAAGAUUUAGACUCUAAUGGCAAACCAAUUGAUGCAUGGAGUUUGUGCACAGUAAGACAAGUAGAGGAACUAAAAGCAGUGAUCAAAGUUCUUCCCAUUUGGUCAACAGGAAUCACAGUUGGCAUUACAAUAAGCCAACAAUCAUUUUCUGUGGUCCAAGCAAACACUAUGAACAGAACAUUUCACAAUUUUGAGAUUCCAUCGACAAGUUUCGUUGCAUUUGGAAUCCUCACAUUAACCAUAUGGGUAGCUAUAUAUGACCGUAUCAUAGUUCCUUUGUUAACAAAAUACACAAAAAGAGGAAAAGGACUAACUUUAAAGCAAAGAAUGGGAAUUGGUAUAGCAAUCUCAUGUUUAUCUACUCUAGUGGCUGCAUUAGUAGAGAAAAAGAGAAGAAACCAAGCAUUAAGAGAAGGGUUAAUGAAUAAUCCUAAAGGGAAUUUGGUGGCUAGUAUUAUAGUUAAGGUUGUUAAGAUUGGGACACAAGGAGAAGGGAAAGUUAGUUGGUUAUCAUCAAAUAUCAAUCAAGGGCACAUUGAUUACUACUAUUGGCUACUUACUAUUCUAAGUUUGGUUAAUUUGUUUUACUUCUUGUUGUGUAGUUGGGCUUAUGGAAGUGUUGAAGAGAUCAAAAAUUGGGAUGAAGUGGUUGAUACUAAAUGUGAGGAAGAGAAUAUGUAG